AAUUUUUUUCGAGCGAGAAAAGGGGGCGUGGUAGCUUUAGCUUGUGUAUAUGUGGCUACCACAGAACGUUAUCAAUUUGUAAAUUACCCCCCCAGCAGUCGAUUGACAAUUGCUCUAACAGCAGCUCGGUUUCGAGUUCAGUUUUUUCUCGUUUGCCGCCCGACUCUGACAUCAGUGUCAAGAAUCAGCAGCUGCUGCCUGCCAUUCGGUUUUUACUUGUUUCUGUUCGGCUUUCGUAUAUACUCUAAAUUCGAAAAAAGAAAUCAUUUUCUGCAGUUCGCGAUCUUUCGGUCAAUAACACUUAGCCAAUAUGUGUCAACCAAUGGGCCAGCUGUUGUGUGAGAUCAGGAACAUGCCACUCUCCGGCGAUAGGGAGUUGGAUGACCAGAUCCGCAAAUGGGUCCGGUGGGACAAGUGCCCCAGCACCGUUUGCCAGAUAAUGGACGCCGUCCGAGUUAAGGACUGGGACACCCUGCGCAAGAGAUUGUGCAACCGGAUCAAGUUUGGAACGGCGGGCUUGCGAGCCACGAUGCGGGCGGGCUUCGAUUCGAUGAACGAACUAGUAGUCAUUCAGACGGCUCAAGGACUGUGCGAGUACAUAAAGACGCAGUAUCCGAACCGCGAGGACUGGUCUGAGCGGGGCGUUGUAUUCGGGUACGACGGGCGGUACAACAGUCACCGCUUCGCCGAGUUGUCGGCCAUUGUGUUUUUGAACAAUGACUUCAAGGUGUGGCAAUACAGACGAUAUGUACAUACGCCCUUGGUCCCUUACGCCAUUAUACGGCUGCAAUGCUUGGCCGGCGUCAUGGUGACCGCGUCCCAUAACCCCAAAGAGGACAAUGGCUACAAAAUAUUUUGGAGCAACGGAGCCCAAAUCAUACCGCCUCACGACGAGGGUAUCGAGGAGUCGAUCCUGAACAAUCUGGAUCCAAGGGGCGCUUCUACGGACGACUCUGCAAUGUGUUCGAACAGUAUGUUGGACGAUCCGUACGACAUUGUCGUGCAGCCUUACUUCGACACAUUGAAGAAGGGCAUGAACUGCACCCUAUUUGAAUGCAACGACAAGUGUACGCUUAACUUCACAUACACAGCCAUGCACGGCGUGGGCCAUGAAUUUGCGAAGGCAGCCUUCGCAAGGGUCAAUCUCAAGCCGUUUCAUUCGGUGACCGAGCAAGAGGAUCCCGACCCGGAGUUUUCCACCGUGCCUAACCCUAAUCCAGAGGAGCCCAAGACUUUGGAAUUGGCCAUGAAGACGGCCAAAUCAAACGGCAGCGAAAUUAUUCUUGCCAACGAUCCGGACGCUGAUCGUCUGGCAGUGGCCGAAAAGGGCGAUGAUGGCAACUACAAGGCCUUCACUGGCAACGAAGUGGGCGCCCUGCUCGGAUGGUGGGCAUUGGAGCUCUACAAGAUACAAAACCCUGGCGCUGACAUGAGCAACGUCGUAAUGAUAUCUAGUACGGUUAGCUCAAAGAUUCUGAGGGCCAUGGCGGACCGAGAAGGCUUCCAGUUCUACGAAACGCCAACGGGCUUCAAAUGGAUGGGAAACAAGGCUAUUGAGCUGCAGGCGGCUGGUAAGACGGUGCUGUUUGCCUUCGAGGAGGCUAUUGGCUACAUGUUCGGCGCAGCCGUGCCUGACAAAGACGGAAUCACCGCUGCCGCUCAAUUUGCCACAUUGGCGUGCUAUUUGCGCUGUAGGCAGUGUAUGACUUUGCAGGAGAAGCUACGUGACAUUUACGAGACCUACGGGUUCCACACGACCAUCUCUUCCUAUGUCAUCUGCCGUUGCCCUCCUUUGAUUGAGAAGAUUUUCGAGCGUCUGCGAACUUGGGACGAGGGUAAGGCAGAUACCUAUCCGACCAGCAUCAUGAAUCGCGACUACGAGAUCGAGAGCGUUCGCGAUCUGACCACGGGCUACGACAGCAGCACCUCCGACAAAAAGGCCGUGCUCCCAUCUAGCUCCAGCUCCCAGAUGAUCACGUUUACCUUCAAGAACGGCGCUGUGGUUACUCUCCGCACCAGUGGCACCGAGCCCAAGAUGAAGUACUAUGCCGAGAUGUGCGGCAAGCCGGAGGAGAAGAACUGGACCAAGCUGACCAAUACCCUCAAAAUAAUUACAGAUGGCUGUGUCGAGGAGUUCUACGAGCCUACAAAGAACGGGCUCCAGCGUAGGAAGGAGUAAUUUGGACUGGGUGCGGAGCGGUGAUGAAGCUGUCUCAAAAUUUGACGAUGCAUUAAAUCUGGCUUAAUUUAUUAGUUCUAUAUUAACAGCACUGACGCAUAAGCCAAAAAGAACAGGCAACAGCUGCAAGCGCAGGCUGUUGAAUGUUAGUUAUAGACCAAUUAAUUUGAAAUGUUAAUAUUAUAUUCUACAGUAUAGACAAAUAUUUACAAGCUGUAAAUAAAAUCGAAUGCCACCAUCUGCAUCAACCCAGAA
Messenger RNA from Drosophila serrata, 2434 nucleotides. It is a transcript of the gene Pgm2a, whose product is annotated as phosphoglucomutase 2. The record is from RefSeq and is a predicted model, not a curated record. NCBI's taxonomy places the organism in Eukaryota, Metazoa, Arthropoda, Insecta, Diptera, Drosophilidae. Gene Ontology annotation, cellular component: nucleus. Gene Ontology annotation, biological process: carbohydrate metabolic process; purine ribonucleoside salvage. Gene Ontology annotation, molecular function: magnesium ion binding; phosphopentomutase activity.